Messenger RNA from Caenorhabditis sp. 36 PRJEB53466, 6958 nucleotides. Lineage: Eukaryota; Metazoa; Nematoda; Chromadorea; Rhabditida; Rhabditidae. The record is from the annotation of a GenBank genome assembly.
AUGCCAGCAGACAAUCUGUUCUUCAACAAGGACGCUUGCCCGAACGGAAUGAGGAAUUUGAGAGAUAUUUGGGCCGAAAAGGACCGAAAAGAAGAAAUAGACAAGGAAACGUUCCUGAAAACGUACAGGAGGGUUAGUAGAUACUAGAAAGAGAUUGAGAAGAAAUCAUGAGCAUUUCAGAAAAAGGCUGCAAAACAGAUUCGUCAAGCUAAGAGGUUGCAUCGGAAACUGCGGAAGAUCGACAAAAAAAAGUCACUGGAGAGCUCGAUAAAACGGCUGAGAAAGAUUGUGAGUUGAAAAAAACAAGCAUAAUUUGAUUGGUAAAAGGUGUAUUUGCAGACAAAGAAAGACGAAAGAGCGAAAGGAACGAAGCAGCAGAAACUGAUGCGAAUGACACCCAAAGAACGGAGAGAAUGGAGGAAGCAGAUAGAAGAGAAGCAGGCGAGACAGAAAGUGAAAGAUGUACUCAACGAACUCGACUUGAAUUCAUCCCGUCCAAUUCAAGAAAAAGAGGAACGUUACGAAGUGAGCGCCCCGCAUGCUAUCAGAUUAGUGAAAUGUCCUUGAAUAUUUUUAAGGUCGGACAUGUAUCAGGCUACAUCUCUCCCAAACACGCAUCUUCUUCUCCGUACAGUAACUUUGAAGAAGAAUCUGAUCCAGAGCUCGAUGAGCAACGGAACGGGCUCGGGGAAGGAACGUCCAUGCAGUAUUCAGAUGGAGAGCCCAUCGAGGAAGAGAUGGAAAACGAAGACGUGGAAGAGCCAUUGCUAGAAAUGGUAAGCAUCGGGAACGCACGAACAGCUGGCGAACACGUGGGUCCCGAUGGCUUCCUCUCUCCUCCAGCGAGCAAUGAAAUGCCGAAAGGAGGGCCACUCUCGGUGGGUCCCCCGUCCAUCGAGUCGCAGGGACUCAACCAGAUCUACCCGACGCCGCCCUCCGUUCAGAUGCUGCAUGGAGAUGCUGCACAACUACAGUCACCAAUUACCACCGAAGUAAUGAAGGCGACCAUAAUCGAGGAAGGCGUCGAACGGAUUCCUGUGCCCGGUGGCACCGCGACGAUCGUUGAAAUCGUGGCGGACGACCCAGAAACAGAGAACUUGCAGAAGUUUAACAAAAAAGUCAAUAAAUCCAAGAUCGUAAGUGAAUACUUAUGUCGUGUAUUUUCAACAAACCGCUUUUACAGUCAAAGUUCCUUGCUUCCUCAAGCGAUGAUCCAUUUUUGUCAGUGAGGAGCAAGAAAUACUCUACGCCGGUCACAGAACUGUUCAAAAUCACUGAUGUGCGUUUUCAAAUGUUCCGCCUUUUUCCAAAUUGAUCGUUUCAGGGACCAGAGAAAGUGAAGAUAGGAAUGGCGUACAAGACCAUGGUUGAUCGGAAGUUCAACUGUCCGCCACACCGAGACUUUGCUACUCUCGUCCGUUCUCGAAUUCACGAGAGAAGGAUGGCUGCUCUCGCCGCGUCUGCUGCUUCCACUUCUGGAGCCGUUCCCUCUCUCUUCCACCAAUCCAGUCCGAUGAUUCCGUUGUUCCAGUCCCCCGCAAUGCCCCCACACACUCCAUCUCCAUCCGUCGGUCCUCUUUCCCAUCAUCCAAUGGGUCCUCCUGGAUACCCGGCAACUCCUGGCGCAUUCCCUCCGACCACACCCACUUAUCCCGGAAUGCCUUCGCGACCUGGCUCCAACUUCGGGCCUGGUCCCGGUUAUCCUCCGCAUCAAAUGAUGGCACCAGGAUAUCCAGCCCAAAUGGGGCAGCGCCCGCAAUUCAUAAAUGCUCAAAUUCAACAGCAAAUGCAGAUGCAGAUGAGAAUGCAAAUGAUGCAACAGCGACAGAUGAGCCAACAGGGAAUGCAGCCUGGAUUCGUAGCCGGAAUGCCGCAUUAUCCACAGCCACCGGCGACACCUGGACUUGUCAACUACGGAAUGCCUGGAGGACCGUCUUCUGUGCAGCAACUCAAUAACUUUGUUAAUCAAUCCCGGUUCGGACCUACUAGUGGACAUCCGGGACAACCAUCGCCGUAUGGAAUACCGGUACUUUAGAAAAACAACGACGAACCUUCUCAUUUCUGUUCUUUUCAGCCAAUCAUUCCACAAUCUCCGAACUUCAACCAAACAUAUCAAGGAAUGAAUAAUUCGAUGAUGAGCCCGUUACAACAGCAUCAAUUCCACCAACAACAAAUGCAUCAGCAGAUGCAGCAACAGCAACAACAACAACUGCACCAUCAACAAAUGCAAAGGAAUCAGAUGAUGUUGCAACAUCAGCAACAUCAGCAGCAGCAAGCACUGGCCCAACAAACACAGCAGCCGACUGCCCUGCAGUUGCAUGCGCAAGCACAACAGUCAUGGAACUCCGCUUGUUUGAAUGUAAGCUUUUUUCUUCGACAGAAUCAUCCGUAAUUGUUUGUUAUUUCAGAUGUCGCCCAAACAGAAAGUGAAGUUCGCCGCACGACAACGGCAGCUUUCCGGAGGACUGAUGCCGAUGAAUCUUCAACCGACGGCUCUACGAAAUCUGCGCAACCCGCCCGAUCCGAAUGUUCCGAUGAAUAAACUCCUGACUAGAGCGCACCGGCCACCGGAGGUCAAUGUUCCCGAAGGUGACAGUCUUUCGAUCGCCAUCAUUCUAUCGGUAAGUGCUCAAUUUCCUUCGUUUCAAUUGUAUACUCCCAUUUGCAGGACACCAUUCUCGAUUUGCACUUCGACUCGGUAUUUGACGCGUGUCCAAUCUGUUCUUGCUCCGUUUCCAUCCGAUCUCGUGACCUUGGCAUGUACAUCACUCCCCACGAAGUUCUACGCCUUCACAAUCCCGGACAUUCGAAUAUGCGAGAGCACACUAUCGGUGCUUGGAGUGGAUUCCACGUCAACUCAGCCACCGCCUGCACGUGCGGAUUCAGUGCCAUCCGCCAUCGUUACCUCUCUUGUUGUACCGGUCUCUUCGCAGAAGAUGCGAACGAGGCAACGACACUGGACACCGCAGUGGCGGCCGUCAUUCCGCCUCUUGACUAUCCGAAAAGUAAGAUUAUUUCAGCACGGAUAAUUCGUUCAGAUAAAACCUUACAGGAUCAACUUCUCGAAACAUGUCCUGGUUCAAUUCAAGUUCUGUUCACGAUAUGGCUCUUCUUAAUCAAAUCAGACAACUCGCCUAUUCGCACAGCUACGGGAAAGCGAUCUCGCAAAUGGCAACCAUGAAAGAGCACAACAGAGAUUUGGGCGCUGGAGAGCUCAGCCAGGACAUCUCUGCGCCUUCCGAGUACAUUGUCUCGCACGUUGACACGAUGGAGCUUCUGAUGCUCGGAAAUUCGGCGCUCGACAUGUCAAUGAAAAGUAUGAAUUCUUGGUUGAGUUCAGCGUAAAAAUUGUUACACUUCCAGAUCGACACACCCGCACCCCGAAUUUCAACGCGCAAUUUAUGACCUACUUCCAUCCGUGGGGACUCCAAACUGCCAAUGAAAUCACAGAAUUGGAGGGAAGCGAAUGGAUCGAUUUGCUCGGAUUCGUGACGAACACAAUUGAAGGAGCCAUGAAGCAGGCACGAAAAGCACCAGAAGACGUUCCGUUCUCAGUUGAAGGCCCACUGACGUGGAAGCAGUUUGUGGCGAAGAGCAUUAGAGGGCGACCAGUCACUGACGAAGACGAGGAAGACUUUUCAAGUCCUGAGACCGUUCCCGCUGUUAUGAGAGCCACUGAGAAAGAAGCGAUUCGAGUGGCUCCUCAUAUAGAGCAGUUCUACGAUCAGGCAGGAUUGGGACCUGUGGAUCAACCAAAGGAUAUUAUGUAUCUGACAAUCAUUCCGGACGAUUUGGAAACAUAUGAAAAGACGGUCAAAUUCAUGGAAGAUCUGACUGAAAUGUACGAGAAGAUGCGCUUAGGAAAGCACAUUCCGUUUCCGGUUUCAACCCAGACGGCCACUCUCUACCGGAAAUUACAUAGAGAACUGAAGGAGCACUAUCCGGACCCGGAACAUCUGAAAGCUGCAAUCAAUGCAAGGCUUGCAGAAACACGUCCAUAUCUGGCAAAGCAAUUCCACACAGUGAGCUCAUCCGCGCAGAACUGGGGGAAACGACUCAGAGAAAGGGAAGAGGAAGAUGCUAUUUAUGCGAACGGACUACCUGCUGACUAUGAUCCAGACUAUGAGGGAGACCAUGAAGAGUUCCGUUCGGUACCAAAAAUGCGGCCAAGAAGAACGCACGACAGACUGCCGAAGAAGAAUCCCGGAUUCUACGAGAGAGAAGGAAUUCUGAGAAUUGGAACUAUCUACGAACCGAGCAGAGGAAAUUGGAAGAUGAAUGUCACUAAGACUGACGAAUUCAUCAACAUGACAAAACAUUUGGAUGAUGAAACUGGAUUCGUGACCCGACUGAAACUGUAUCUGCAACAAAUGGAGGACUUGGUUGCCUACAUUUUGUGCGAAAGUAGAGAAGCUUACGACAGGAAAGGAUAUCGUUAUCAGCUGGCUGUAGAGAAUCGAUUGAAGAAAGAGAAGUACGAUAGAGACAUGAAGGAGGAGGAACUGAGAUUCAACGCUGCCAAAGAUAGAGACAAUGAGCUGAGCGCGGACGGAAAGAAGCCAGAUGAUUCGGAACUUCCGCCAGGACACACGGAGUUCGGCAAUGAUGCUUCGGAAGAAUGGAAAAAUGAGGAUCUAGAAGCAAAAAAGCUAAAGAAGCAGCAAGAGGAGGAGCAGUACCCACCGGAAGGCUAUCAAGCCCCUUCACCAGUUCCAGCGGGAAUGGUGCACAUUCCCGAAACAUGUGAGUCAAUCUGUACAUAACUUCGAACCAUAACUUGUGUUUCAGUGUCCAAGCAAGAGCAAACAGUUCAGCCAACGUUGAACGAGCUGAUGGCAGAUCCAUCCUCCGUCAUGCCUCACAAUGCCGCAAGUAUUUCGUGGACGCAGAGAGCGAAUGCAGUUCCGAAUCCGUUCCCCUACUCGAACCAGCCCCCAGUUCCUUUCGAAUCCAUUGGCUCCGAGGAAACCGAUCCUUUCGGUACCCUUCCUCACGUGAUUGUCCUCUACAUCGUCAACCCGUUUUGUUACGGAGAGGAAGGACGCUCUGCCCUUCACAUGCGAAUCGCAAUCCUCGCAUUCAUUCGUGCUUACAAUUCCCUUAUGAGCAUCCUUCCCUACGACAGACGUCCACAGCUUCAGAUGGAAUUAAUCGGAUUGGAAAGUUUAGACGACGUCUCCAAACCAUUCCCAGACUACUUCAACGACCCGAAAGUUCCAUUCGACUUGCUUUACAGUAAAUCAUUUUUGUCCAGAUUUCCUAAAUUCUCAUCAUUUUAGGUCGUAAAGUUCGGCCGGACAGACAGUCGAAUUCUACGAGAGACGAUAUCACUCGUGCACUCUCGGUCGCCGUUUACACACAUCCAAGAGUGUUCCUUCCGGGUAUCCUCAAAGCAGGAUCGGCUAGAUGCAUGACUGCGUAAGUUACUUGGUUGCAUCGUAGAUCUGAACCUGUCGUUUUUCAGUUUCGGUCCCGGCAGUCAACUAUUCAACACGAUCAACGAAUUGGAAAGGAUCAACAGAGAGUCCCACAAAUCGAUGCUCAUCAGAUCACGGAAUGCGCUGGCAUCACAUCCGAUAGUGCUUCCAAGCCAACACGCAGAAAGGAAGAGCUACAUUGCAUACAAAGUCCCUCGAACAUCGUGUGCUUGGCGCCACCUCCUCCGGUGUCCCAGUUAGAAGAAGAGGAAAAGGCCGUAGUGACUUCACAGGACGAGCAGACCCUCUUCAUCGCCUACUGCCUUGUAGGGACCGAAUUCCUCGUGGCAACAGCGACAGAUGCCCAGGGCAAACUCAUCGACAACUGCAUUGCGAAUAUGAAGCCAGAUCGAGAGAACAACCAGUUGUAUCGGUACAAGAACAAGACGCAGAUCCUCGACGGAAUGGGAAACUGUGGUCAUUCAUUCUGGGAGUCAUGUCGUCGGAAACGAAGAACUGGCGACUCGUAGUUGGUCGUCUCGGCAGAAUCGGACACGGAGAGUUUAGAGCGUGGACGCAUCUGCUCAGCAAGGCGUCUCUCCUCCGAUACUCAUCGAGCCUGAAAGAUAUCUGUGGAGCCUGCAAGAGUAUGCCCUCCAUUAUUGGCACUCCGGCAAUUCUUUCCGCUUGUCUCAUCUCUCUCGAGCCGGAGCCGAGCAUCCGAAUUAUGCCAGACUUCUACGAUCAGGACCCAUCUGCCAAAAAGACGAUCUUCUUCCAAACUCCUGGGGAUGUCUCCUGUACUCACAUUCUCACCUUCCCAGUCGGAGCCGAAAUUAACGUAAGUUCUUUUCUAUUUGUUUCUCUUUGCUCAACUAAGAUGUUUCAGCUCGAAGUACAAGAUCAGACGGCGGACCCGAAAGCAGAUGAAAACUGGGAAUUCGGAGACCUCGAUAUGAUGGAAGGAUUGGAUGACGGUGACACGGAAAUCAUCAAGGACUUGGGUCUCGGUCUCGAGACUCCGAGUAGUGCAGCCAUCCGUCAGACGGGCGGAACCUCGAUGUUCUUCAGUGAAGACUCUUCAACUAUUGAGAUCCAGAAUCAGCCUCUCGCUUCUGGGUACUAUAUUUCAACGGCGCCGGCGCCAGAGCUGCCCAACUGGUUUUGGGCGACUUCGCCCUCUUCAAAACGGCACUCUCCAGUGCAUUUAAAGUCGUCAUUGCACAUUAAUAUUAGUGAAGUGAAAGUAAUAAAAUUGAAUAUAUCAGUGCGGGCAAUUGCUAAUUUUCAAUUUGCAGAAUGACGAUAUCGCAAUGGAAUCGACAAAAGAAAAGGACAAAGACAAGGAGAAAGAGGAAAAGUUUGUGCAUCCUCUGGAGUCUCGACAGACGGAAGAAGUGCUCCGCCACGUGCUCGAGUCAUACAAUGCUCUCUCGUGGCUGAAUAUGAACAGACAGACCGGCGAGCGGUACAGUUGUCUGCCUAUCCACGUCCAGCACUUGCUCAGACUGUACCACAGCGUGGCACGUCUCAUUGUUUGA